GCCGCGGGGCCGGGGGAGGGCCUAGGCGCCGGGCCGGCCAGCGCCGCCGCGUCACGCGGGGUUGGGCGAACUCCCAGCAGGCCUCGCGUGGGUGGCGGGCCGUUCACCCAUGUUUCCGUGAAAGUGAAGCCUCUCUCUGUUUAGGUGUGAAGGAAACAAACCAUGACAAUCCAAUGGGUGGCGGUUGUCAGCUUUCUUUAUGCUGAAAUAGGACUCAUUCUAAUCUUCUGCCUGCCCUUUAUCCCUCCUCAGAGAUGGCAGAAGAUUUUUUCAUUUAGUGUCUGGGGUAAAAUUGCAAGUUGUUGGAACAAAGCUUUCCUUACCAUUAUAAUCCUAUUGAUUGUUCUGUUUCUAGAUGCUGUGAGAGAAGUAAGGAGGUAUUCCUCCAGUCAUGUCGUUGAGAAGAACGCAGAUGGCAGACCUAGUGCCUAUGAGCACACACAGAUGAAGCUCUUCAGGUCCCAAAGAAAUCUUUAUAUUUCUGGAUUCUCAUUAUUUUUUUGGCUAGUGUUGAGACGUCUGGUUACGCUUAUUACUCAGCUGGCAAAAGAAAUAGCAAACAAAGGAGUGCUUAAAACUCAAGCAGAAAAUACCACUAAGGCUGCCAAGAAAUUCAUGGAAGAGAAUGAAAAACUAAAAUGGGUGCUAAAAAACCAAGGCAAGGAUGAAGAAAACAUUUUGGAAACUGAAAAUAAAAAACUAAUAGAAGACCAGGAAAAACUGAAAACUGAAUUGAAGAAGGCAUCAGAUGCCCUUUCAAAGGCACAAAAAGAUGUGAUGACUAUGAAGAUGCAGUCAGAGAGACUGUCAAAAGAGUAUGAUCGACUCCUGAAAGAACACUCAGAACUUCAGAACCGUUUUGAAAAAGAGAAUAAGAAAGGCCUGUGAACUAACUUUAUAAAAGAAGAUCGUGAUACACCUUGUCAAGAUAAUAAAUUUGUUAUCAUGGUAGCCACUAAAACUUUUAAAAUUCAGUUUAAAAAGAAGCAGCAGCUCUGUUAGUCGCCACAGACACACAUAGGCUGUAAAAUGUGUCAGAUAUAAAGUAUGUAUUUCAGCUCUUUUAAAAAAUAUAAGCAUGUUACAUACCAUAUUUACAUAUUGCUAAUAGCAUUGGUGUAUGAUGAUUCUUUACCGGUAAGAGGAAAAAUUCAUUAGCCAGCCAUGUACUUUCCAAAUUAGAUCAAAAUUCGCAUGAAACCAUUAUUAGCUUUGAAAGCUUUGUUGGGUUUUUAGUAAUAAUCAGAGGACAGUGGUGGUGAAAAUGAUGUGCUUGAAAAUAGUACUCAGUAACAGAAAAUUUGUUCACAGGCAAAUAAGGAUAAAUUACCACAAUUAGCCACUGUGUUUAUAGAGAAGAGUCAGAGAACAAUGAAAACAAUAGCCUUAGGGUUUUUUAAGCCUAAUGAUUCUGUAAUUUACUCUACAUAUGACAGCACUAUGGAUAGUUGUAUUUUUGUUACUGUGCUUUUGUACAAUUAGACUGUUGAUAUUUGUUCAGUCAUAUAUAAUUAGUAUUCUAUCUUUUCAAGUUUGUCUGGUAAUAGAAUUUAUUUCCAUUUGCAAAACUGUCGGAACACUGAAUUGAACUUAUGUUGUACUGUAGAAUUCUCCACUUACAAAGCUCAUUUAUGACAUCUAAAAAGCCAUGUUUUUUAUGCUUAUGAAAUACAGGUGUUUGUAAUAUACAGGUAUUACCUCAAUAUCCAUGCACUGGUGUCAUAUAGCUCUCUCUAAUUCUCAAAGUUAAAUACUGGUUUUCAUGCAAAUAUUCAUGUGGACAUAAUGAUUGUAGUAAUAUGAUUUAGGUUACUUUGAGUGUUUAACUGUAAAAAGCCACUUGUCUUAACGUGACUUAAAUAUAAAAAAAAAAUGCAAAAUAAUAAUUAGAGUUUGUACUACUCUAGUCUUUGUUUUAUCUAUAAUUUUAAUGCCAAUUUUAUGUAUAGUUAAUUGUUCUCACUGUAAAGUGGGUAAAAUGAGUAAUACCUAAUUUUAUUUCAGAUAAAAGUCAGGAGUUAGUGCUAGAAAUCAGACAUGAAUAAGACAUUCAAAAGGGGUAAGAUAUGGGAGUUAUGCCAUCUGGGAUGACACCACCAUAAAUAAAAAGGAAAGGGAAUGAAAUAGAAAUAAAUUAGAAGAAAACUGCUCAAUGACUUCUCAGACUUCAGACUUAGAAAUAUCAAAGCGAGAGUAAUAUGGUAAAUAUAGAUACUGGAUGUGUGAGAUCUUAAUCUACUCUACAGAUAUCAGUUGCUAUGUCAGUAUAACAUAAGUUAAAGGGAAACUGCACAGCUUUAAAAUUAGAACCAACAGCUAAUCCUAGCCUCAUGCCUUGUUGACUUGUUUAGUCAUGUGAUUUGAACAAAUUAUUCAAAUUUCUAGGCCUCCUUUUCCUCAUUUCCAAAUUGAGAAUAUUAAUAUUUAAAUAAGGGUUACUAUGUAAACUAAUAUGAAUCUCUCAUAGUAUAGUAUAGUAUAGUAUAGUAUAGUAUAGUAUAGUAUAGUAUAGUAUAGUAUAGAAAAAUCUGUUUGACAAAUUCAUGGAUUCAAAAGUUUCACCAAAAAAGCACUUUAAAGUUUACAGUUAGGGAAUCCUAGACCUCAACAUUCAAUUUUACAGAUCUUUAAUUUGAGAGCUCAAACUUUUGAGGAAUUUUCCUGGGGGAAAUAGAAAAGAGAGCCAGGUUUAGGAAUUGAAAAUGCAGGUAUCCUAGUUCCCUGGAUAUUAGUCAUCUUAAUUUGCAAACUAGUUUAAUUUGUGAAACCUUAAACAAUGUCACAUAUGUAUAAAUAAACUGAUAACUUGACCACUGGUUAAGGGAAAGGUUUUUCUUGUAGAUAUGAAAGAGAGAACAGCCAAAGGCAUCUGGAAGAAUCCAGAGAGGGAGAGAAAAUAGUAGACUGUGCAUGGCCAGUAGACUGGAACUGGCCAGGAGACAGGGUGGGGAGAGUGAGAGGUGAAAACAAAGAGAGUGGCAAGAGAGGAUGAAGAAAGGAUAUAGUCAAAAUAGCAGAAUUUUAAAUGUGGGUCUCCCCUUUUUCUCAGGGAUUGUUGGCAACCAGUCCAAAAGGGUGAGGGGAACAGAGUUGGAGAGAGACAUGGUUCAGAUAGCCCUGAGUACAUCAGAAAGACGCCCCCAGGACCAGCUUCAGUGAGACUGAACAACUUUAUUCAGGGCAAACAAAGGCCAGUAGUUCUUGGGGGAUGGGUGGAGGGUUCCCCGGGUAGAUGUAAGGUAUUGGCUGCUGUUUGAAGUACAAGAAUGUGUUAUUUGCAUUUGGCAGCACAGUUCUAUCAUGAAUGGGAACACAUACCUAAUUAUUCUAUCGGCAGCAGGAAGAAGAAUAUUAGCAGGGAACUGUGUAAUAACCAUAUUACAGAUACGGUUAGAGUUGUCUGCCCUAGAGACACUCCAGAUGAGAUAAGGCAGAGAGUGGGAGGCCCUGCUGGUGGGGAGAGAGUCCUCUAUCUAGUGCCAAGCUCAGAAAAGCUUUCUAAACCUGGUGAACUGCAACCUCAAACUGCAGGGUCCUCCAGCAUAUAAGGAGAAAUUGGAGGGAAGGAGGCUCUUGAGCUGGAGGUUUAUUGUAGGGAAGGAGAAGAAAAGAGCUAGAUACUUGUGAGACUGAGAGAGCCUGUAAGGAGACCAGCAUGUGCCUUGGUGUGCUAAUAGGCACAACAGAGAGGCCUUUGUCCCUUAUGCCAGUGAUAAGAUGUAAUAGAAGUUUGGGUUUCUUUAAAAACUCAGUUAUGUAAAUAUGUUUUUGUUUUAAUCCCAAGUGCAGGAUUUAGUUGGGCUAUAGUUUAUUCACAGCUAUCUAGUGUGGGGCGUGGCUUUUGCUAGUUUGUAACAGCCUUCAGCGUGCAGCAUUGAGAGUGCUGUGGUUUAGGGCUCUGAGGAUAUAAAUUUGAGAGCCAAGGAAGAGGUGGUGUGGCACGCAGUGCGUGUGGUGUGUAGCAGUUUGGAGAGACAGUCAGUGUGGCGGUUUGGAGCAGAGAGACAGAGAGAAAUGCCUUGGGAAGCAGCGGCAUGGAGGAGACUACCAGCUGUGUCUGCUGUUGACAGAAAUAGGUAUAGAGCCCUAAAAGAACCCAUUGACCUUAAACAACCAGGAGCAGUAAUGGGGCCUCUCUCCCCACUAACCUUUUCUCUCCUACAUAGGGUUGGGAGUUUGAGGCUCUAAAAAACAAGUGCUACAAUAAGGUAACUGGCUGGUUUUUUUCCCCCUUUUGUUUGUUUUGUUUUUUAAGACAGGGUAUCUCUGUGUAGCCCUGGCUGUCCUAGAACUCACUCUGCAGAGCAGGCUGACUUCAAACUUAAAGAUCUGCCUGCUUCUGCCUCCUGAGUGCUGGGAUUAAAGGCAUGUAUCACCACCACCACCCAGCUGUGACUGUCUCUUUUGAUAGAGGGGAACCCAGCUUUACAAGUUCAUCAGAAAUGUUGUCUUUUGUCUAUCUCCAGAAUUUGGGGGCGAUGGAGUUUUCUUUGGACCUGACAAUAUAUAGCCAAGGUUUGAACUAAAUAGUAUGAAAGAGUGUUUCCUACUACUUUCCAAUGUUGGUAUUUAGCAAAUCCUAUACAUAGCCUAUUGGUUUAAGUACCCUCCAUAUUAAAUUAUUUCUCAUAAUAAUGA
Molecule: messenger RNA, 4638 nt
Organism: Psammomys obesus (fat sand rat)
Lineage: Eukaryota; Metazoa; Chordata; Mammalia; Rodentia; Muridae
Gene: Bcap29
Product: B cell receptor associated protein 29
Exons: 7
Coding region: 163-888 (241 amino acids)
Biological process (GO): intracellular protein transport; endoplasmic reticulum to Golgi vesicle-mediated transport
Cellular component (GO): endoplasmic reticulum membrane; endoplasmic reticulum
Source: RefSeq, a predicted model, not a curated record